AUGCCUGAGACCUUGGUAGCCUCAGGUCCUAUCACUACGGCCAAGGGGCUCAAUGUCAAAGGUCCUCAAAGGCAGUCGAGCUCGUUCUUUGCUUCGAGCUCUGAAUAUCAGUCCUUCGAUCAUACGCGCUCGGCUUACAACGGAGAUCCAUCCCCUGCGAAGCUGGGUAAAAGGAAAGCAGAACCUCUGAGCGAAGAGCAGUCAAUUUCUCCCGUCGAAGACACAAUUCCCUUUUCCCUACCCUCCUCAAAGCUCAUAGCCACUCUACCUACUCCGCUUCCCUCAAAGCGAUUGAAAUUCCGGCCCGGAACAAAAGACUGUCUCAUCCCCGUCGAGCGACUUCCUGUGUACCCGCUCCCACCGUUGCCUCUCAUCACGGACGAAAGCCUUCGUAAGCAAGUUUUCGUACACCACUCCAAGUUCGACAAAGUCAAGGGAAAGUUUCAAGAACCAGAGGAUAACCCAGCGACUCACUAUGAAAAGCUCGAACACGUCGGCGAUAGCAUACUUGGCAUGUUAGUCACCACUUGGCUUCAUGAAACGAAGCCUUUGCUAACCUGCGGGACUGCAUCGAAACUCAAGUCUCACUUAGUAUCCAAUGCAACUCUCUCACACCUCUCUGGACUUUACGGUCUCCCACAGCGACUGGACGCCGAAGCUUGGAAUCUGCCCGUCUUGCGAAAUCAGACCGACGUCCGAGCCGCACUCAUGGAAGCAUUCAUCGCCGCAGUGUACUUUUCUUUUCCUCCCGAAGAGAGAUUCACUCGAGCUCUGCCAGUCCUCGACGGCUGGCUGAGGGAGAUGUACGAUCCGCUGUGCGAUUUCUUCUUCGAGCACAUGAAAUCGGAGCAUGAGCAGCAUAGCCGGGCAGUGGGCGUGGAACCCGACGGGGAGGUGCGCUUCAUGGAGGAAGAAGAACGUACUCGAAUCGAUAAAUCCAGUCGUGGGAUGCUGAAGUUCAUCAAGCACCAUGCUUCUUUGCAGGGUUGGAAGAUUGAGUUUCAUGAGACCGUGUACGAGACGACGGUCGGCAUGUUGUACGAGUACCGCUGCGUGGUCAACGGUGAAGAUGUCGGCUCUGGCACCAGGGCGGACAAGAAGAUGGCGAAGAAUGUCGCCGCGCUGGAAGCCGUCAAGACCUUGGGGUUGGACGGAGGCGACUAG
Molecule: messenger RNA, 1164 nt
Organism: Kockovaella imperatae
Lineage: Eukaryota; Fungi; Basidiomycota; Tremellomycetes; Tremellales; Cuniculitremaceae
Product: ribonuclease III domain-containing protein
Exons: 2
Coding region: 1-1164 (387 amino acids)
Biological process (GO): RNA processing
Molecular function (GO): ribonuclease III activity
Source: RefSeq, a predicted model, not a curated record